This is a messenger RNA of Aspergillus melleus, 510 nucleotides long. RefSeq lists its product as uncharacterized. Bases 1 to 510 code for a protein of 169 amino acids. Lineage: Eukaryota; Fungi; Ascomycota; Eurotiomycetes; Eurotiales; Aspergillaceae. The transcript has a single exon. The record is from RefSeq and is a predicted model, not a curated record.
AUGAACUUCAAUGAAAUCCGACCCCGUCUCGCGGUUGUUCUUUCUCUAACAGCACUCGGCGGAGUGGUCGCAUAUCUCGGACAUCGUCGCCUCGCCCGGUCGUGCCGCCGGAUCGCUGUCACGGAGCUCCCAAAAGCGAGCGCAUGUCGCAAACUUGUCGAAAAAACAGGAGAACAGAUAUCUCAAACUCCAUGGGGAGCUGACGCGUCAACCCUGCUAUCCCCGUGGUCGGGCGGAGCCAAAACACACUGGAUCUCAUCUUUCACUGCCCUUCAAGUCGAGGUACCGGUGUCCCUUCUUCUAGGGUAUGGCGAGUCCCGUGAUCCAAAUGACACCGAAAAGAGUGACGACACAUAUGAGCUAAUGAGGAACUUUCUUGCUGCAUUUCUGGAUGGACGAGCCACUGGGCCCGAGUCAUUUGUUUUGGACAAAGACGUCCCGUCCCUGUCUCUUAGACCUGGCAGUCUGUUAUUCGGAAGACAAUCCGGUCUUGGGGCAUUUUUGCUUUGA